Molecule: messenger RNA, 1491 nt
Organism: Capronia epimyces CBS 606.96
Lineage: Eukaryota; Fungi; Ascomycota; Eurotiomycetes; Chaetothyriales; Herpotrichiellaceae
Exons: 1
Coding region: 1-1491 (496 amino acids)
Molecular function (GO): N,N-dimethylaniline monooxygenase activity; NADP binding; flavin adenine dinucleotide binding
Source: RefSeq, a predicted model, not a curated record
AUGAUAGAAAAACAUCCAAAGAGGGUUGCGGUCGUUGGCGCCGGGAUCAGCGGAGUGACUUCUGCAGCACAUCUGCUGAAGCAGGGUCUCGAGGUCACGCUCUUUGAAAGGUCAGGGAUCGAGGGAGGUGUAUGGCAUUUCGACGAAAGGCCGGCACUGGAGCCUCCAUAUCCCAAUGAGACUCCCUCACGCGGCGACUACGAGACACGGCCGGAAAGUGCGUCCCUUACGCCGCCGGCGGAAGUUGGCGACCAGCAGGAGGACAUCGAGAUCGCUCAUGCACCGCCAGGCCCAUGCUACGCAGGACUGAAGAAUAAUGUCUCGACUAGAAUGAUGAGGACCAGUCUCCAGGCAUGGCCUGAGGGCACUCCGGACUUUGUGAGCCAAAGCGUCCUGGAAGAAUACGUGCAAACCAUUGCCAAAGUCCACGGUGUCUCUGCCAUCGCCCACUAUAACACUCGAGUUGAACAAGUCCGCAAGCUUGGCACCGAAUGGUUGGUGAGGACGACGACUCUGCAGAAGGCACCGGCAACGCUUGGUGGAUCGCGCUUGGUGGAGAACCGAUGGCUGUUUGAUGCCGUCGUCGUAGCAUCUGGCCAUUAUCACAUGCCUCGCGUUCCCGACAUUCCUGGUCUCGGCGAGUGGAAACAGGCAUGGCCAAAUCGAGUGUGGCAUUCAAAGGGAUACAGAAAUCCCAGGAUAUUCAAGGACCAGAACGUCCUUCUCAUCGGCGCAGGGGUGUCGUCGGUGGACAUUGCCAAAGAGUCGAUUCCCUACGCUAAACACGUUUAUCAGAGCUCUCGCGGCGGAGCUUUCGAUCUCCCUAGCAGCUUCUUGCCAGAAAACGCGACCAGAGUUGGCGGUGUCAAGGAGUUCAGACUCAACACCACUCAGGAUGUCGAGUCAUCCGCAUCACAGCCCAUUCCAGGGACGGUUGUUCUUACCGACGGGCAGGAAUUGACCGACAUUCAUUCCGUCGUGCUCUGCACGGGGUACAUCACUUCAUAUCCUUUUCUUUCCCACCUGCAUGCCGACACGAAGUCGGUUGACGAGGCUGACGAGUUCGUGCUCGUAACUCGUGAGGGAGAAAUGGUGCAUAACCUGCACAAGGACAUAUUCUACAUCGAGGACCCUUCCCUGGCAUUCGUCGGGGCGCCUUACCACAUUGCCACCUUUUCACUCUUCGACUUUCAAGCCCAAGUUGUUGCGAGAGUUCUAGGAGGCAAAGGACUGUUGCCCUCAAAAGAACAAAUGCGAGGAGAGUACCAGGAACGUGUCAAGACGAAGGGCUUGGGGAGGACGUUCCACAGCCUUAGGGGCCUCGGCGAAGAGCAGACGUAUGUGGCUGGGCUGGUCCAAUGGAUGAAUGAAAGCGCGGCCGAGCUCGGCAUUGAGGACAAGAUGCAGGGCCAUACAGCGGAAUGGCACCAAGCCGAUGUUGAUAGGCAGGAGCUUAUAAGAUUGAUAAGAGGGAUCCCAGAUCCAAAAUAG